Messenger RNA from Phragmites australis (common reed), 2037 nucleotides. RefSeq lists its product as uncharacterized. The coding region runs from base 1 to 2037 and encodes 678 amino acids. Gene Ontology annotation, molecular function: DNA helicase activity. The transcript has 3 exons. NCBI's taxonomy places the organism in Eukaryota, Viridiplantae, Streptophyta, Magnoliopsida, Poales, Poaceae. The record is from RefSeq and is a predicted model, not a curated record. Gene Ontology annotation, biological process: telomere maintenance; DNA repair.
AUGCAUAUGGUAGCAUACAAGGCUACGGAUAAUCUGAAUAAUGUUGUCAGUCAGGAAAAGUCUAAAAGGUCGAUGCUUACAGAGUACUUCUACAUGAACCGUGCGGACCCUUUGGCACGACAAUGCUUAUACAGAGAAUUUCCUGAACACUUCCGGUGGCUCAAGGGUACCAAGCGCUGGCAGAGAAGAGUUAAGAGGCCACAGAUUGGAAGAAUUGUGUAUGCAAACCCUGCCGAAGGGGAGAGAGAAGCAUGCGAGGCUAUAGGACUCGUAGAGACUGAUAAAUCCCUUGAUGAUUGCUUGACUGAGUCCGCGACCUUCCAGAUGCCUUGUGCUCUAAGAAGGCUUUUCGCAACAAUUAUAGUGUUUUGCGAGGCGACCAAUAUACGCGCCUUGUAUGAUAAGCAUUUUCAGUCAUUGUCUGAAGAUUACCAUCGCACCUACACUAAUGCUGGAACUGUUGAGCAAUUGGUGUUGAGAGACAUUGGGUAUAUUGUACAUUCCAUGGGUAAGGACAUUAGGAGCUAUGGCCUUCCCGAUCUGGAUGAAUCAGAUGAAAGUUCUGGCGACUACGUGAGAGAGGUGAUUGAGGAGAUGUCAGUGGGUGUGGACCAAGAACAUCUACAUAUUAUAGAUACUCUAAACAUGGAGCAGCGGGUAGCGUUCGAUGAAAUCAUGGAUCAUGUGGUCAACAGAAGGGGCAAUGUUUUCUUUGUCGAUGGUCCUGGAGGCACAGGGAAGACCUACUUGUACAAGGCAUUGCUUGCUAAGGUGCGCUCACUGGAACUAAUAGCAAUUGCAACUGCAACAUCUGGUAUAGCAGCGUCGAUCAUGCCCGGUGGACGCACUGCUCACUCAAGGUUUAAGAUCCCCAUCAAGCUUUCUGUUGACGGCAUGUGUAAUUUCACAAAACAGAGUGGUACCGCAGAGUUGCUUCGUAGGGCUUCGUUGAUAAUUUGGGACGAAGUUGCCAUGACAAAACGACAAGCUGUUGAGGCACUUGAUAGAUCACUACAAGAUAUAAUAGGAUGUUCUUUGCCGUUUGGUGGAAAGGUUAUGGUCUUUGGUGGAGAUUUUAGGCAGGUACUUCCUGUGGUGACGCGUGGUACAAGAGCACAGAUUACUGAUGCUACACUACAAAGAUCAUAUAUAUGGGAUAAUAUAGUGAAGAUACACCUCACUCGCAAUAUGAGGGAACAAAGUGACCCAUGGUUCUCGGAAUACCUCCUUAGAAUUGGCAAUGGCACUGAAAAGACCAUAUGUGAUGACUAUGUACGCCUCCCAGAUGAUAUUGUGAUAAGUUACAACACUGAAAACCCAGAUGAAUCAGUUGAUAGACUCAUUCAGUUUGUGUUUCCGGAUCUUCAUAAAAAUGCUACAUCAGCGUCUUAUACGAGCACGCGUGCUAUUCUAUCAACAAAGAAUGAUCAUGUGGAUGAGCUGAAUGCAAGGUUGAUUGAGAAGUUUCUAGGCAAAGAGAUGACGUACUAUAGCUACGAUUCUGUUGAUGAUGAUUCAUGCAACAACUACCCACUCGACUUUCUGAAUUCCAUCACACCAAAUGGUUUGCCCCCACAUAUGCUCAAGGUCAAAAUCAAUUGCCCGGUGAUCUUGCUUCGGAAUCUUGAUCCUCACAAUGGCUUGUGCAAUGGAACAAGGCUAAUGGUUAGAGCUUUCCAAAAAAAUGUAAUUGAUGCUGAGAUUAUUGGUGGUCAACAUGCUGGAAAAAGAGUUUUCAUACCUAGGAUCCCUCUAUGCCCCUCGGAGGACAUUUCACUUCCGUUCAAGUUUAAGCGGAAACAAUUUCCAGUUCGUCUUAGCUUUGCAAUGACCAUAAACAAAGCACAGGGCCAAACUAUCCCAAAUGUUGGUAUUUACCUUCCUGAGCCGGUGUUCUCGCAUGGCCAACUUUACGUUGCAUUGUUAAGGGGUGUGUCAAGACAGGCGACUCGGAUCCUGGCGAAGCCUAAUGAAGAAAUAGAUGCUACUGGGAGAAUGGGAGAAGCAGCAAAAACAUUGUUUACAGAGAUGUAUUGA